Molecule: messenger RNA, 3132 nt
Organism: Scedosporium apiospermum
Lineage: Eukaryota; Fungi; Ascomycota; Sordariomycetes; Microascales; Microascaceae
Product: Glycoside hydrolase family 63
Exons: 8
Coding region: 1-3132 (1043 amino acids)
Biological process (GO): oligosaccharide metabolic process; protein N-linked glycosylation
Cellular component (GO): endoplasmic reticulum membrane
Molecular function (GO): Glc3Man9GlcNAc2 oligosaccharide glucosidase activity
Source: RefSeq, a predicted model, not a curated record
AUGGGUGGCCAGCGAAACGGUGACGGGUUCCUGACGAGGGAGGAGAAAAGGCUGAAGGAGGACCGCGAGAAGGUCAAGUACUGGAAGAAGUGGGGACCUUACGUACCCGAGAGGCAAUGGGGCACUGUUCGAGAGGAUUAUAGCGCGAAUGGCGAUGCGUGGGCGCACUUUCCACAUGACCAUGCGCGAUCUCGCACUUACCGAUGGGGCGAGGAUGGCAUUGCUGGCGUUUCGGACACUCAUACGCUUAUGAAUGUUGCAUUUGCGUUUUGGAACGAAGAGGACGACUUUUUGAAGGAGCGGCUAUUUGGGCUGUCGAAUCCCCAGGGAAAUCAUGGUGAGAGUGUCAAGGAAGCCCACUUCCAUGUUGACAAUGUACCGCACUCGUACAUGAAAUUCCUCUACAAGUACCCCCAGAAAAAGUUCCCUUACGAACAACUCAUCCAAGAGAACGCCAAGCGCGGAAAAGAAGACCGAGAGUACCAGCUCUUCGACACUGGCAUCUUCGACGAAGACAGGUACUGGGACAUCUUCAUCGAGACGGCUAAGGAGGACGACGACCCCGACGAGCUCCUCUUCCGGGUCACCGCCUGGAACCGCGGGCCCGACCCGGCCCCUCUCCACAUCCUCCCUCAUGUCUGGUUCCGGAACACCUGGGCAUGGGGUAGGGACGUUCCCGAGAACAAACCCUCCAUCGAGAUGUACGCUGAAAGCAUGGUCAAGACGAAGCACCACAAGCUCGGUGAGCGCUACGUCCUCAUGUCGCCAUCCCCGGGCGUCGGGUUGACGGGGAACGAUGUGAUUCCCGAGAUGAUAUUUACCGAUAAUGACACGAACUUUGAGCUGCUUUAUGAGGGCAAGAACCAGGUUCCGUACGUCAAGGAUGCGUUUCAUCGAUAUGUCGUGGACGGCGAGAAGGGGGCUGUUAAUCCCGCGCAGGAGGGGACGAAGUGCGCGGCUUGGUUUACGUUUAAUGAGGAUGGGGGUGUGCUUCCCGGGGAGUGCGCUGUCGUCCGAUUCCGCCUCACGAAGAGAAACGAUCCGUUCCUUGACGAGGAAGAGUUCGACAACAUCAUCGACAGGCGCAAGGAGGAAGCCGACGAGUUCUACUACAAAAUCAGCCCCCUCCCCAUCUCCGACGACCUACGCAACAUCCAGCGGCAGGCCUUCUCUGGCAUGUUGUGGUGCAAGAAGCACUACUACUUCGUCUACGACCAGUGGGCAAAUGGCGAUCCGACCCAGCCGCCCCCUCCCCGCGAGCGCAAGGCCGUCCGAAACAUGCGGUGGAAACACAUGCACUGCGACGACAUCUUGUCGCUGCCCGACUCGUGGGAGUAUCCGUUCUUUGCGGUAUGGGAUACGGCGUUUCAUUGUAUCACGCUUGCUAUGAUUGAUCCGGAGUUUGCGAAGAAGCAGUUGGAUUUGUUUACUAGGGAGUGGUAUUGUCAUCCUAAUGGUCAGCUUCCUGCCUAUGAAUGGGACUACGAGGACGUCAACCCCCCGGUGCACGCAUGGGCUACCUUCCGCGUAUUCAAGAUAGAGCGGAAAAUGCACGGUCGACAAGAUCUAGACUUCCUCGAACGCGUGUUCCAGAAGCUGCUGAUGAACUUUACCUGGUGGGUUAACCGAAAGGACAUGGAAGGCAAGAAUCUGUUCGAGGGAGGUUUCCUCGGCCUCGACAAUAUCGGCAUCUUUAACCGCUCCGAGCCUCUUCCCACCGGCGGUGUCUUGGAGCAAGCCGACAGUACUGGCUGGAUGGCAUUCUACUGCCUGUGCAUGCUCAAUAUCGCUCUCGAGUUGGCAAAGUAUAGGCGGACAUACGAAGAUAUCGCGUCCAAGUUCUUCGAGCACUUCAUCUUCAUCAGCGACGCCAUGACGUUCCGGACUGGUCAAAAGGACGAAAAGUCUCUAUGGAACGAAGAGGACGGCUUCUAUUACGACGCGAUAUCCUGGGGCGGUCCCCACAACCAGCAGCUCCCCGUGCGAUCGCUCGUCGGCCUGAUCCCCCUCUACGCCACCCUGACGCUCGAGCCCGAGCUCGUCAACAAGCUCCCCUCGUUCAAGAGGAGAGUCGAGUGGUUCACCAAGAACAGGUGCGACAUCGCCGAGCGAAACAUGGCCAGCAUCCGCAAACGCGGUAAAGGCAACCGCAUCCUGCUCGCCAUGGUGAGCAAGGACCGGCUCGAGAAGAUCCUCCGCAAGAUGCUCGACCCGGCCGAGUUCCUCUCCGACUACGGCGUCCGCUCGCUCUCCAAGUACCACAAGGACCACCCGUUCUCGAUGAACGUCAACGGCCAGGACUUCCGUGUGUCAUACGUGCCCGGGGACUCGGACAGUAACCUCUUCGGUGGGAAUAGUAACUGGCGGGGGCCCAUUUGGCUCUGCGUCAACUUCCUACUCGUCGAGGCGCUGCAGCGCUUCUACCUCUUCUAUGGACCAGAGUUCCGCGUCGAGUGUCCCACGGGUAGCGGGGACUACAUGCAUCUGGGCCACGUCUCGGAGGAGCUGCAGCAUCGGCUUCAGCACUUGUUUACGAGGAAUGAGGACGGGAGGCGCAGUAUGAAUGGGGGGAACGAUACUUAUGACUUUGAUCCGUACUGGAGGGAUUAUCUUUGGUUUUACGAGUUGUUCGAUGGGGAUUCUGGGAGAGGACUCGGAGCUACGCAUCAGUGUGGAUGGACGGGCCUCAUCGCGAAGAUGAUUCACGAUACAGGAAUGUCCUGUCGCCUCCCCCAAACCCCACGCACCCCCGCCGUCGGCCUCGACCACUACUUCGACGAAGUUAUCCGCCGCCCCUCCCUGAGCCUCACCACCUCCUCCAAACCCCACAAGCUCCGGCGCGCAUCCACGGCCCGAUCCAUCGGCGCCCGAAGCGACUUUAUCAACGACCAAUCGGAUGCCUCCCAAUCCCAAUCCCUGGUCGGGCUCGGCAUCCGCGCUGACGACAACGACAACGGUGAAGUCGAGGAAGAAGAAGAGGGCCUUCCUUCGUCUUUUGCUUCGCCGACGACGGAGGUGGAUCCCCGGUUGCAUAGUUAUGUGGCCGAGCAGCUGGAGCGGUAUUCGGCGCUUUUGGGGGAUGAGGCGGGGGGGAUUGAGCAGUUGGAGGAGGAGUUUGAGGCUACGCCUUAG